Messenger RNA from Linnemannia hyalina, 753 nucleotides. The record is from the annotation of a GenBank genome assembly. NCBI's taxonomy places the organism in Eukaryota, Fungi, Mortierellomycota, Mortierellomycetes, Mortierellales, Mortierellaceae.
AUGCUGUCCCCAUGGUCUUCCAGCUCCGGUCACCCCAGACCAGGAUUCCUCGGAUUGACACCAUCAGUAUCAUCGACACGAGGAAGCCUAGCGCCCUCACUAGUCAUUUUCCGGCCCUACCACGUCACCCUCCGAACCCUCGACCACCAAAACCGUCCACCCAACAACAUCGACGACCCCACUUCCACUCCCGUCGGCACUAAAGCAAUCGACGACGACAUUCAGCCCCAACAAAAGAACCCCAUCCCACCCAACACCGAGCCAAAAGCCCGGAUGCUCAUCGGCUUCACCUGCACCGUCUGCAACCACCGGUCCCACAAGACAAUGUCCAAACACGCCUACGAACAUGGGGUGGUUAUCAUGCGAUGCGAUCACUGCAAGAACCGCCAUUUGAUUGCGGAUCAUUUGGGAUGGUUCAAAAAUGGUGGAGUUACGGUUGAGGAUUUGGUCAAGGAGAGGGGGGAGACGGUUCAGAAGUUGACUAAGAGUUAUCAGUUGGUGAAGGAUGGUGAGAUGGCUUCUUCCGUAGGAACUGGAGUAUCGGCGGCAUCGGGGGCAGGGGAAGGAGCAGGGGAAGGAACAAUUCGCGCAACGGGAAUAGAUGGAGCAGUGACGGAAAAGACGGAAUUGGAGUUGGCGUUGGAGAAAGCCUCGGAGGGAAUGUUGGAAUGGAUUCCCAAGGAGAUUCUAGAACAGGAGGAGGAGCGGAUGAAGAAGAGCCAAGAGACCGUCGACCAUACCAAGAAGGCAUAA